AUGCCUAUUGUAGCUCAUAGUGAAAAUGGACUAACUUUUGAUGUGUUUGCUGAAGGAGCAUCCUGGGUCGAGUGCGAUUACUACUCUCUGAAGUCAAACAAGGUGGCAUGGGCUAAGAACAAUCAAGUAAGGUACUAUGAUCUCAAGAAUAAGAAGAUGAUUCUGGAGAUGGAGAUAAAUAGGCCUAGGGAAAUAGAGGCGUCUGAAAACGGAAAUAACGUAGGAAUACUUAAUGGAAAAGGAGAGAUGGUUGUGCUUGGAAAGAAUGGCAUCAUGCUGAGAGUGGAGAAUGUAUCCAAGUUCAGGAUUUCUAAUUCCCUGCUUGCAUAUAUAUCGGGGGCAUCAUUUUUCAUUCAUCGGAUCGGAGAAGAUGGGAUAGAGGAGUCUCCUUUCCAUACUUCCAGGAUUUCGAUUCUAGAGUUCCUUAUUUCCGGAGAGUUUGUUUUUCUUGCCACAAAAAAGCUUGAGAAGGAUGGAAUGCACAAGCUCCUUCGGAUGGGAAAAGAUUCGGUAGAGGUUCUUCAUAGCUUAAAGGAGCUGCAAGGCUUCUCUUUGAAGGCCCAUGCAUCAAACAGAUACAUACUGCUUCUUCUAAUGACAUCCUAUGUGAACAACAGCUACUUCCCCGAGUCUGACCUGUAUUUCCAUGAUACUGCCGCAUGCACCUUCAAAAGUCUUGGAUAUUCGCCAGUCCAUUCCUAUGUCUUUCUCUCUAAUGGAUUUGCAGUGUGCCAUGGGCCUCAGCCUAGCAGUGUUUCUGUUCACAGGCUUGAUGGCAAGCCUGGAUACAACUUCCCAGAAGGUAUCAGAAACAGAAUGUUCUUCAACCAGCAUGAAAACAUUGCAGUGUUUGCAGGCUUCGAUAAUCUCUCUGGAGACAUAGAGGUUUUCCAUGUGCCUUCAAGGAAGCCUAUAGCAAAGUUCAAUGUGCUUGGAGCAUCUUUGAUCGACUGGAAGGAAAAUGGAUCAUAUUUCUGUGUCUCGACAACAAGCUACUUCCAAGAAGAUAACAAAAUAACUCUCUACGACUACUACGGAAGAAAGAUAGACGAAAGGAAGUUUGAGUCUUUGUUUUCGGCCUGCUCCUAUGGGGAAAAGGAAGAGUUUGUCGAGAUAGAAAAACCCGAAAAGCUAAUUAUUGAGAUGCAGAAGAAGUACGUUCCCCCCUCCAUCCACACCUUCAUGACAAAAACAACUUCCAAGAGCAGAAUGCCCAAGAAGAAGGAGGAGACAGUUAAUGAGAAACCGAAGAAAAGCAGCAAGGAAGAUCUGUUGAACACUCUCAAGGAGAUCGAGAGUUUGAAGAACAGGAUGAAGGAUGGAGAAGAAUUAUCUAUAAAGGAAUUAAACUUAAUCCUAAAGGAGUAUAAGUUGAAGGGGGAGCUGAAGAGCCUCGACUAG
Molecule: messenger RNA, 1401 nt
Organism: Encephalitozoon intestinalis ATCC 50506
Lineage: Eukaryota; Fungi; Microsporidia; Unikaryonidae
Exons: 1
Coding region: 1-1401 (466 amino acids)
Biological process (GO): translational initiation
Cellular component (GO): cytosolic small ribosomal subunit
Molecular function (GO): ribosome binding; tRNA binding; mRNA binding
Source: RefSeq, a predicted model, not a curated record